Messenger RNA from Aspergillus luchuensis, 801 nucleotides. RefSeq lists its product as uncharacterized. The coding region runs from base 1 to 801 and encodes 266 amino acids. The record is from RefSeq and is a predicted model, not a curated record. The transcript is spliced from 3 exons. Lineage: Eukaryota; Fungi; Ascomycota; Eurotiomycetes; Eurotiales; Aspergillaceae.
AUGAUGCCCCGCCUUCCGCUGAGGCUUAUGGUUGAGGCCCACAACACAAUUCCACGCCAUUUGCCAAGUGAAGUUGCUCUGAAUCUUCUCAAAUCAUACAGAUCAAUACCUAUAGUGAACAAGCAUCGAUGGCGAUGGAGAUUUUCUUUGCAAGUGCGGAUUCAAGAUGUACAAAUCGACAAUUUAGCAUGCAGACGAGGGAGGAAAAGCGCAGACCGGUGCCAGAUUUUCAUCUGGGACGAGGAACUCCCUCAGAUAAAGCUUCCACUCUCUUCGUCUUCAGAACCUGCAACACCCAAAAGAACGUCAGAUAUCCGACAAUAUGGGAUCCUCACGCCAGUUACCAGUUCAAGAAAAGUACAUCCUCCCCUAGACAGGGCCAGUAGCGGGAACGAACCGAGCCAAAUCACAUUCUCGGCCCAGGCGAAGAAACGUUCACUAUUUUCGACUUCCGGGCAAGUCCCCAAAAAACCGAGAAUAGUGUGUACACCAUCUCGGUCGCCUAGCCCUACGCCAUCCAAAUCUCUCGUUAAUGGUAGCCCUGCAUCUGGUCUUAAUGAUACGUUCUUAUCGUCAAGACCAGAAACCAUGCAUUUUAUGAGGGGCGGAUCGCGCAGAUGGGAAGAUUACGAGAAGGACUUAUCAAUGACACCUACCAAGCACAAAUCCCACGUGAGGGAUUUCAAUCAGGAAGGUGGGAAAACAGAAGCGGAAAAGGGAAAAGAUGAAGAAGAUCUUCUUUCUGACUGGGAUGAUACCAUCGUCUCAGAAGUGAUACGGAUUGCCAAUAGUCCUAUUUGA